This is a messenger RNA of Aphanomyces astaci, 2037 nucleotides long. RefSeq lists its product as hypothetical. The record is from RefSeq and is a predicted model, not a curated record. Lineage: Eukaryota; Oomycota; Saprolegniomycetes; Saprolegniales; Verrucalvaceae. The transcript has 3 exons. The coding region runs from base 1 to 2037 and encodes 678 amino acids.
AUGUCGGAAGAAGUAGUGCUCCGUAAGUCAGACGGCUUGUUCUACUGUCCAAGGUGCAUCGUGCAUUACGUCAAUGAGCGCACCUUCCGAGCCCACUGCAAAACCAAGCAUGGCUUGAAAGUGACCCUAUUCAAAAAGAAGUCAAUCGACGAGAAAAAGGCCAAGGCACGGCAACGCAAGCAGCAGCAAAAGGCAGCGCGCGAAGCGUUGCAUCCGAUGGCUGGCAAGACUUUCCGUCUAAAACAGCGUGCACUAUUUACAUUUGCCGUCGCACGCGUCCGUGGGGCUUACCAAGCAGCGAAUUCAAUCGUGAAGAUCGAUGAUUCGACGGUUCCUAGUGCUGGUCGAGGAUUGUUUGCCAACGUGGAUUUGUCUGCUGGUGACAUUUGCACAGUCUAUGACGGAGAAAAGGUGUACGAAGAGCCAACGGAUCAUGACGACACCCCCAUCGACCCCCUAUUGGAUUACUUUAUGGCGAACGCAGGGGGUAGUCCAUGCGAAGUUGAUGUGAUCCGCACGCCGAACCCAUCGCAAGCGAUACCCACCCUCCUUCGCCACAUCUUGUGGCCUGACACUGGCGAAGCAGCUGCUCCUCUGUCACCCCCAUUGCACCCGUUGGCCGAUCUUGUGGAGAACGUAUGGGAGGCUCCACGUGAAGUUGAUGUGCUCCGCACGCCGAGCCUAUCACAUGCGAUACCCGCCCACCUUCGCCACAUCUUGCGGCCUUACACUGGCGAAGCUGCUGCUCCUCUGUCACCCCUAUUGCACCUGUUGGCCGACCUUGUGGAGAACGCAGAGGGUGGCUCGCUCGAAUGUGAUGUGACGGGUACAUCAUCGUACACAUGGUCGACGCUGGCGAAGCAACAACUGUUCCCAUCGUAUGCGUUCGACAACCUCGUGGCAACGUUGGGGACAACGCAGGGGGGGGGGCAUGGGAACUUGACGGGAUCGUCACGUCAUGUCACAUCAUCCCCGUCGGACGCGUUGGCUAGCCUUGUGGACUACACGGUGGAUGGUAUGUGGGAGUUUGAUGUGACCGGUACAUGGGGCGAUGGGGCGUACGACACGCCAGACUUCACUUCCGAGGGUUCUAACGUCGUGGAUACUGCGAAUGACAACACUGGGGACGAAAUAGACCAUGAUGGGGACGAAAUGGGCGACGAUGUCAUCCUUGUUGCUGACUUUAUCACCGGACCCCAGAUGUCGUCACAGGCAAGACAGCACGAAUGGAUUUUGGUUGGCGAGUUCGACACGUACAAUAGUGCCAGAGAUUGCGUAGCGCCAUCAACGACGCACUCCACGAGGAAAUCACGAUGCACCGUGUGCCAAGGCCCUGGCGUGCACGAAAUGUGUGCGCGGUACCUGACUUGUUUUUGUCGGGAACAUUGCUUGAAGCAUUUGAAGCUUCUGUGCUGCUCGGUCAACGGUCGUACCUUGGCGUUCAAACGUGGUCAGUAUGGGGACUGCAGUGCCCCUUCCACCUCCUCGGCGACCUUGGCUAUCCGAAGCCAGGCUGACAGGCUAUUCGCCGAAGGCAUCACCCCAAGCCGAGUACGACAUAGGCUAAAGGAUUCAGUUCCCGCAAGCGCCAUGCCGAACCUGAAGUGGUUUCAAAACCGUGCCCGGUACUAUCGCAUGCGUAAUCUACACGAGCACAGCAAGCCUGUCGAAAUGGCCCGCAUGCUUGCAACAAGCUGGUUCGAUCCCCGGUGUGACGAGACGACGUUUUUCUCCUUCGGGUUCGACUUGGUGCAUGGAGUCCCUCAAAUUGGAUAUGGCGGCGCGUCUGGUGUGUUUAAGGUUGGUAUCACAACGAAGGCACUGCUACGUUGUAUGCAUCGCGACCCGUCCUCGUUUGUGUUUCAUUGGGACGCAACCUACAAGAUCAAUGCUUUGGCCUACCCAGUUCUCAUCUGCGGCAUCACUGACCCUAGUGGCAAAUUUCACCCCGUCGCCUUCUUCUUGAUUGGCCGAGAAUCCGCUGAUGAGUAUGAGUGGGCGAUGAAGCAACUCAUGCCGUGUACGAAACCGUCGUAG